This is a messenger RNA of Saprolegnia diclina VS20, 357 nucleotides long. RefSeq lists its product as hypothetical. Lineage: Eukaryota; Oomycota; Saprolegniomycetes; Saprolegniales; Saprolegniaceae. The record is from RefSeq and is a predicted model, not a curated record. Bases 1 to 357 code for a protein of 118 amino acids. The transcript is spliced from 2 exons.
AUGAACACGGUCAACCCCACCGACAACGAGUGCCAAUACACAUACAAGCCGUGCACGAACCCGCGAUCGCGAAAGAAGAGCGGGUCACUCCACUCGUUCUGCGAGAAGCGCCUGCGCGAGGCAGACGCGAUGCGAGCUAUCACGACGUCUCGGCCAACACCGAUCGAACCGACUCGAACACGGUCAAUUGCUACGUCGGCAUCGUUUGACGUCGAAGACAUCCGCUUCUUGAACGAGUGGCUGCUCGAUACCAACAACGUUGACGCUGACGACUACCUUGACGAGACGAGUAGCAGUACGAGUCCCUUGACCGCCGAAGACUAUGCCAUCUUGUGUGACAUCUUUCGUGGGCCUUGA